This is a messenger RNA of Striga asiatica, 2533 nucleotides long. The record is from the annotation of a GenBank genome assembly. Lineage: Eukaryota; Viridiplantae; Streptophyta; Magnoliopsida; Lamiales; Orobanchaceae.
AUGGUGAUUAACAAUUCUGACAUGAAAUACGUAGUGGCUGUCAAUGGUAUUGGCUUCGGGUCGCGAAAGGGCUCUGGAAACAAUCUAAACAAGUUGGACACGCAGAAUAUUUUUAAUUGGGAGAUGAGUAGGACUGACGAUCUCCAGCUUGCUGGGGUUAGUAGCUCGAAUUUAGCAGGUUUUCUUGUCCCCCCAAUAGCAGCAGGACCUUCUCCACCGACUCUGCCUAUUUCUUCUGGAGUUUAUGGUGCUGAUUUGUGUCUGCCACAAUCUUCCCAUGUGCCCGUUCCCGAACAAAAAGAUCUUGAAGGGAUGUCUCUUAACAGCUCGGGCACACUUGACAAGGACGUGAGAGAAAAAGACGCUACACUGAAAACCAACGGCUUGACUAAAUCAGAGAGUGAGAAACAGCAAACAUUUGUUAACGAACAAUUUGUUCCAUCACUGGCGCACAGGGAUAGUGCUCCAGCUAGUCUGCCUGCUGAGGAGCCAUCAUGCAUGGUCUCUAAACUGGAGAAAGAAUUGUCUUCAAAGAAUUUAGUUGGCAAUUCGGAGUCUGAUCUUACUGAUUUGAGCUACUUUGGGUCUUCUCUUCCUCCACAGAGAGUCUUCCGUUCUGUGUGGAUUCCCCGAGAGCAAGGGGAGUCUCUCAGCAGAAUAUCAAAGUCGGAUGAUUCACACAAUUCUCAGUUUCUGGUUAAUCAGUCGAAUAAUGAUGAUUCCCAGAAGGAUUUGUUUGCAGUGUCUGUUGUUGAUAAACCGCAGAACGUGCAUUUGAAUAUUCCUACUGAACAGCAACAUUCUACAGAAGGGGCUAUCCCUCAAGAAUCCGAAAGUGUCAUUAAUGGCCAUUCUAGGAAUCAGAACCUAAAGCAGAUGAACCCAGUUGAAGUUAUCGAUUCAACACGCAAUGAUCGUAUUCUAAAGGGAGAGACAGAGCCUGCAUUGAAACUUCCUGAUGUGAGCCUUGAGGGUAUAGUGAAAGACUCUGAAGAUUCUACUAUUCGGUGGGUUGAAGGGGCUACACAGGCCAUUAAUAAUGAUGCUCAACCGUCAACUUGGACUGGAAAUCAAGAAGUCUAUUCGUCUGAUUUUGGUCUUCUACAAAAGGAUGGGCCUGGUUUGAGUGUUAACAUAGAGAAUCAUGAUCCCAAACACUGGUCCUUUUUUCAGAGACUAGCAGGGGAUGAGUUUGCGAGAAGGGAUGUUUCUCUUAUUGAUCAUGACCAAAUUGUGUUGCCAUCUGGACUUACGGAAGUCAAGGAAGAGGCACCUCUAGCAUACGACUUUGUACCACAGGCGAGAGAUGGAAUUCUUCCAUAUCACAAGGGAGUUCAGAAGAAAUUCGGGGAAGAUUAUCAGAAAGAAAUGCCUGCCAAUGAUGGUGCUGUCUCUUCAGUCGUUCAUCUCGAUUAUGAUUCAUCACUGGUGCAAGUCAGCGAAGUAGUGCGGUACGAUGAUUUGAUGGACAAUACGAGAAAUCGUGACUCUGGAUUCGAGGAUGGAUUUGGAAAUGUUGACUUGGCUUCUCUAGAUCGUUCUUUGGUGGAUAUUGACCUCACCUCACUGCAGAUAAUAAAGAAUGUGGAUCUUGAGGAACUGAGGGAGCUUGGAUCUGGUACAUUUGGAACUGUUUAUCAUGGUAAAUGGAGAGGUUCAGAUACCAUGGAAUUUCGGAGGGAAGCUGAAAUUCUCUCCAAACUUCACCACCCAAAUGUGGUUGCUUUGUAUGGUGUAGUACAAGAUAGCCCUGGAAAUACAUUGGCUACUGUAACAGAAUACAUGGUUGAUGGCUCUUUAAGACAUGUUUUGCUGCGGAAGGACAGGCAUCUUGAUCGCCGGAAGAGACUCAUAAUUGCCAUGGAUGCAGCUUUUGGUAUGGAAUAUUUGCACUCAAUGAAUAUAGUACACUUUGAUCUGAAAUGCGACAAUUUGCUUGUUAACUUGAAAGAUCCUUGGGGACCUAUAUGCAAGGUUGGGGAUUUUGGGUUAUCGAAAAUAAAACGUAACACCUUGGUUUCGGGGGGAGUUAGAGGAACUCUUCCAUGGAUGGCCCCUGAGCUUCUGAAUGGAAGUAGCAAUGAAGUUUCGGAGAAGGUUGAUGUCUUUUCAUUCGGUAUCGUCUUAUGGGAGAUUCUCACUGGGGAGGAGCCUUAUGCCAGCAUGCAUUAUGGUGCAAUCAUAGGAGGUAUCGUGGGCCUUCUUCGGGCUGAGCCUGGCCUGGUGGGCCUUCCUCCAGCGGCGGGUCCAGUGGACGGCCUUGGGCUGUGGUUCCACCAGCACCAUUACAGCCAGUAUGGCAUACACACUUCAGAAUUUGCAAUGUCCCCCCAAAUCCUUCUUUUUCACAAAUUGUCCCACAGUUUCUCGAACGGAAGCAAGCUCCGGUGAAUAAUCUGCUCUUGGCUUCGCACUCGGUUGAUUCUCCAUACAUUAUCAUGUCCUCUUCAUAAAAAUAUAAAAAUAAAAUAUAAAAGUUGAAUACAAAUUCUUAUACUAUUGAAAUGUCAUACAUCUAUUUAUAUUAUUUUUU